Molecule: messenger RNA, 250 nt
Organism: Sphaeroforma arctica JP610
Lineage: Eukaryota; Ichthyosporea; Ichthyophonida
Exons: 2
Source: RefSeq, a predicted model, not a curated record
GAAAGUUGGUGGCCUUUGACAAGCACUACAACAUGGUAAUGGCCGACUGCGAAGAACGGUUCACCGUCCCGCACUUUCGGAUACCCAAGGACAAGACUGCACCUGUGGCAUUUAGUUUAGGUCACCCCUACAUAGGCGAUCCACCUUGGCCUGCGGCUCGAGGGUUUGUGUGGAGGUAUCGGAAGACAAAGCAGAUCAUGCUGAGGGGAAGCAGUAUUGUGUCGGUGGCUCCAUUGAUUUGAUAUAGGAC